UUUUAGAGAAGGCGAGCGGAAAUGUGUCCACCAUGUGAAGUUGUUUAUUUAUGUAGACGCUUCCAAUUAAACUUUUAAAAUCUGACAUAUCGGAGAUCCGUCUCGCCGUCUGUAUAUAAUGGAAUCGUCCAUGAGAGGAAGGGCCAAACGCAGACAUUUGGGGCCAUCGGAGUGUCAUGAUCUGGUCCAAAGCAGCAUUGGAAACCAAUGUCUUACACAGCCUUUCAAUGUCAGUCUGAACAACAGAGAUGCCAACCGUGGACUUCAGCCCAGAACACCCACCAAAAGAAGCAGACAAGCUACAGAUAGUGUGGGAAAACAGAGGGGCAUCACAGAGUUCUUCUCUGUCACUGGAUUCAUCAGCACCAGCCCUCAAAAAGGAAUCAAGACUCCAGUCGAGGAGGAGGAUGAGGGACCCCCUGGGAAUCUCACUCCAAAAAAGGAAAAUGAAAAUGAGGAAGAUGACUUUAUGGAAGGAAUCACUGAGGACAUGUUCACUGAGGACUUGGAGGCAGGUAUAAAAUCAAUUAAAAACGAAGAAUUAGUCCUGGUGAAAAGAGAGGUAGAUGAGGAGUACCCUGUUGAUAGCUUACCUGACGCCCACUACGGGCUGCUGGGAGUGCAGGGCGGGCAGGCAGUGCCCCAGGGUCAUCUCCAGGACCUGCCCGAGGAGAUCCUGAGGACUGUGUUUGCAUAUCUGCCAGCGGACGAUCUGUAUCGACACAUCAGCCUAGUUUGCCAGCACUGGAGGACCAUCAUUAUGGAUCCACAGUUUCUUCCUUGGAAGAAGUUGUACUACAGAUACCGUAAGCGGGAAAAUAAGGCAGUGGAGCAGGUGAAGUCUAUCCUGGAAGAAAAUCACAUAAGCAAAAAGCAUGACCUGUGCCUUCUCAAUAUGGUGAGGUACAUGUCUCAGUUCAAACACAGUAAGAGCGUGAAUGUGAAGGACGUGUUGGCGUGUGUGAAAGGACAUCGGCUCUACACCCAGGCUGAGGCCUGCAUCAAACACAGACUGCCAGACAUGGUGGACGAUGAGGGACCGAACCCAUGGUCCGCCAUGUCCCUGAUAUUGAUACUGGCUGACGCAGUGAAAGAUGUCUUGGACCUGGUAGCUCUUCUGCAGAAGUCUGGAUGUCUGCUGACAGCAGGGGGAGUCUCUGAGUACCUGUGGGCCAUGGCAACUUUGCUUUUGGCCAUGAGAAAGAACAAUAUAAACAUAAGCAACAGGUGGCAUUACAAUAUCUUCUAUGUUCUGCACUUAAUGGAGAAUGCACCUCCUCCUCCGGGCUUACAAGACAGCAGACAGCUUCACGUCACUCAUGAGCAGCGGCAAAUUCUUAAUCAUGACAUCCAGAGACAUCAUGUCGUAAAAAUUAUGGCUUUUGCAGGCACUGGAAAGACGACCACACUUGUGAAGUACGCGGAGCAAAGGCCACAAAUGCGUUUCCUCUACCUGGCCUUUAACAAAUCUGUGGCAGUGCAAGCUCGGCGCUCUUUCCCAACCAAUGUGGAAUGCAGUACUGUCCAUUCUAUGGCCUUCAAAGCCAUUGGAGUGAGGUAUAAAAACAUCAAUAAACUGUCCAACAAUUUGCAGCCGUUUGAGGUGGCGUGGAUAUUGCCUGAAGGGCACGGGGGAUUUGUAAAUGCUAAAGUGGUGACACAAACUGUCAACAAAUUCUGGGCAUCUGUAGACCAGCGCGUCGGCCCGCAGCACGUUCCACAAGAGUACAAGAAUACACACGGCCACCCAGAGUACCCAGGCGAACGAGAGAAAAUGAUAUUUGCAGGUAUUGCACAGGAUUUAUGGGACAAAAUGGUAGAGCUGCAGCCCAAAAGAGAGAGGGUGUACAACAUGACCCAUGAUGGUUACCUUAAACUCUGGCAGUUGACAAGACCAGAGCUGGACCAUUAUGAUGUAAUUUUUAUUGAUGAAGCUCAGGAUUGUACACCAGUCAUCAUGGACAUCAUGCUCUCUCAGAGCUGUGGAAAAAUCCUGGUUGGAGAUCCCCAUCAACAGAUCUACACUUUCAGAGGAGCUGUCAAUGCUUUGCGUGCUGUUCCUCACACACACAUCUACUAUCUCACGCAGAGCUUCAGGUUUGGCUCUGAGAUUGCCUAUGUUGGUGCUACAAUUUUGGACAGUUGUAAAAAGGUGAAGCAUAUAUUGGUUGGUGGGAAUCAGGAUGGCUUUGUGAGAGGAGAGCACAGUCAAACCCUGGAAUGUUUGAAGCUGGGGCAGAAGCUGCUGGAAGGGAGUGUGGCCAUUCUAAGUCGUUGUAACACCACUGUAUUUAGUGAAGCUGUCCGACUCACAGACGUCAACCCUAGCUGCAAGAUCUACAUUGUGGGAGGUGUUGAAAACUUUGGACUGGAGAAAAUCAUGGAUAUCUGGGUCCUGAUGCAACCAGAGGACAAACGCAUUAAGGAGAGCCUCACGAUCAAUGAUUACUUCAUCCGGAGAUUCUGCAGAGACAAGAUGGGUGGAUACAGAGGUCUAAAGGGAUAUGCCAUGGCCUCGGAAGAUCGCGAGCUAGAGGCCAAGGUAGCUGUGGUGGAAAAAUACGGUACACGCAUUCCAGAGCUGGUUCAGCAGAUCUACCGUUGUGCCCAGAGAAGCCCUCUGUGUGCAGAUUUUAUCCUUGGUACGGUCCAUAAGUCUAAAGGGCUGGAGUUUGACGUAGUGGUAGUGACAGAUGACUUCAUGAAAGUUCCAUGUGCCCGACACAACCUGCAGAGCAUGGGUGGUUUAAGCACAGGAAAUGUCCCAGAUGAUGAGUGGAACCUGUUAUAUGUGGCUGUCACACGAGCCAGGAGCGCUCUUUACAUCACUAAAACCAUCAAAAACAUCCUCACAUUUACUGGAGAGUACUUCCUAAGGUCAGAGCUGACCAGCACUCUGUUAAGUAAAGACCCGUCUCUCCUCUGCUCCAUUGAAAACUGUAACAAUAACAUCACGGGAGAUGCCGUCCUCAGCAUGUGCAGACACCCCAUCAGAUAUAUGGACAGUGUGGACGAGGGAGGUGUUCUGUGUUUGACCUGUGUGGAACAGCGCAUUGGCCCUGUCGCCUUCCUUCUCUCCACUCCUGAGCGGGUCCGAUCCAUGCACUAUACAAAUGAAAGAAUACACCUGCCCAUCAACGUCGCCAUGCUGUUGGCUCUGCUAUAAGAGUUUGUCCAUGUGAACGCAUGUUCACAUCCUUUGAGUGGCCUUGUGCAUUUGUGUCUUUCAGAGUACUUUUUUAAACCCUCUGAAACAUUAAGCUUACAUUUGUGGAUGGUUCUACAUCUGGAGCAUGUACUUUACAUGUUUAAUUUUAUUAAGGUAUUUACAGUAACUGUUUUUAAUUGUUGUAAACAUGUCUAUGCUUUCUCAUUUAUUUUGCUGUUCCAGGAUCUCUCAUUGCGUCUUGCUUUUUUCUUUGGAAAACUGUGUUAACAAUGACGUAAUUGUUUUAGUUGGAGAAUAAGCAGUUUGGCAGCUAAAUUUUGUUGCCUUAAAGGGUCCCUGUGCAAGUCUCCUGUACAAUAUUACUACUGUUGUGAAUGACACAACAGUGUUGAGGACCACUAAUGUAUAAAAUUGUGUUAUAGUUUGUGUAGUCAUUGAGUAAAAAUGUCACAGAUUUUAAUAUUAAUGUCAUUUAUGGUAAGUCUAAUAACCGUCCAGACAUCACAGCUUCAUGUAGAGAUAUGUGGUGUGAUUUAGACUAAUGUGAGCUUUGCGCUUUUAUUUCUAGACGUUAGACAUUGAUUGAUUGUCUAAUCUUGUUUGUUUUUUUUAAAGGCAUUUUUAUUUAUUUAAGAAAGCAUGAUUAUAUAAUUUGUCCCCAGAAAAGCUUAAAACUAAAUGUAUAUAAUGUAAUAAGUGGAAUGUAUUGUUUAAACACAAUUUUAGGGCCAUUAUAAAACAUCACAAAACAUUUUAUUAAAAUAUUUUAUAUUUAAUCAUUAAAAUCAUU
Myxocyprinus asiaticus (Chinese sucker) is the source of this 3959-nucleotide messenger RNA. Its product is annotated as F-box DNA helicase 1-like. Gene Ontology annotation, cellular component: nucleus. Gene Ontology annotation, molecular function: DNA binding; 3'-5' DNA helicase activity; protein binding. The record is from RefSeq and is a predicted model, not a curated record. Lineage: Eukaryota; Metazoa; Chordata; Actinopteri; Cypriniformes; Catostomidae. The transcript is spliced from 21 exons. Gene Ontology annotation, biological process: replication fork processing; double-strand break repair via homologous recombination. The coding region runs from base 119 to 3166 and encodes 1015 amino acids.